Xenia sp. Carnegie-2017 is the source of this 2693-nucleotide messenger RNA. RefSeq names its product adenosine receptor A1-like. NCBI's taxonomy places the organism in Eukaryota, Metazoa, Cnidaria, Anthozoa, Malacalcyonacea, Xeniidae. The transcript has a single exon. Gene Ontology annotation, cellular component: membrane. The coding region runs from base 272 to 1381 and encodes 369 amino acids. The record is from RefSeq and is a predicted model, not a curated record. Gene Ontology annotation, molecular function: G protein-coupled receptor activity. Gene Ontology annotation, biological process: G protein-coupled receptor signaling pathway.
UUGGUGUUUGUUCUAGAUAAGGCGGCCGUUAUGCCGGAUUCCAACGCACACGUAAUCGUGGAAUUUUGCUAACAUGACUUUGUAACAUUAUCGCUUCCGAUUUUCACGGGCGAGUUUACCUAUCCUGCGUCACUCAGUCACUGUUAAUGAGUUGCUAUGUGUACCUUCCUGUGGUAAAGACCAAUUGAAUAUUACUCUAUUGUGCUGAAAGAAAAGACGGUUUAUUGUGUGGAACGGCGAGAUUAGUCGUGUACUAUAACUCGCUUUCUUCAUGCUGAAGGCAACAACAUCAACAGAAAUGGUCGUCUCUAUAGCUGCUACGAACGCAACGACGACGAAUUUGACAGACGCGAACAUAACAAUGACGACUGCUGUACCCGACGUUUCUGAAGAAUUUAAAACAGCUUCGUGGAUAAUGUGUCUGGUCAUAUCUUUAACGGCGUUUACUGGUAACGCGGCACUUUUAUUCGCAGUGGCUCGCGACCCUUUGCGUUGCUUCAAGACGCGAGCUUCUAGCGUAUUCACAAUCAGUUUGGCCGCAUUCGAUCUCCUAACUGGAUUAAUGUACACCAUUCAUUACAUCGCCAACCUCAGCCGUUCGCCUUUUCGUGAAGAAGUUGGGCUGCAUGUUGCCAUAAAUUUUGUUCAUGUGAAGGGACAAUGUGCCUUCCUCACUGUUCUUGCUUUGGCCGUGGACCGCUAUAUUGCUGUUGCGUUUGCCGUGCGCUAUAAGAAAAUAGUGACCAGGAAGAAACUGAUAUUGUGGACCUUGUUGAUUUGGGGGUAUUCGUUUGUGUUUACGACGAUUGUGAACAUUUUGGACCAGCAGAAAUCUAAUCCAUAUUACGUCGAAAUUGCGAAUUACAUGCAUCUAGCGUCUCAUAUUGAAAUCGUGCUCGUCCUGGUUGCAGUAGCAGUGCUGUACGCUGCUUCGUUUAAAUCGCUAAGAAAACACGGGAAGAAACUGAGAAACAGCUGCAAGGUGAACGUGGAAAGGAAAGCGCAGUAUUUGAAGUCCGAAAAGGAAUUCGCGAUGGCUAUUCUUUUGACAAUGAUAAUUUUGUUUUGCACUGUGACGCCGCACACUGUCUACAUGAUAAUUCAUUUAUCUAAAGGUUUGUGCAGUCACUGCUCUUUCAGCCUGCACUUCACACGCUUUAAGUAUCUGAGCGAAGGUAUAUAUCUUGUACUUUUUGCUGCAAAUCCUUUCGUCUAUGCAUGGAGGUUGCCGAAGUUCCGCAGUGCGUUGAAGCUGUCUGUACAACGACGGACGCGUCGUUCAGUUUGUUACGAGAGAACAGAAAGACCAGAAUCCAUGAAGGAACUAUCGGAGAGCCGUAAAAUUGGAUCUCUGUCGAGGAUCAAUACUAUUGUUAGAUAAAAGACGGACUAGAGCGAUAAGUGAAGUGUAUAUGAAAAUGUAAUGGCCUAAAGGUAAACGAACCAGAUUUUGGACGUAAUGUUUUAUGAAUUCGUGCCUUGUGGCAAGACGGUCGAGGUAAAGUUUAAUUCGACAAUGCCAUUGGUAUUCGACCACGGAAAUUCUUAAUUAGCCAUGUUUUGCCGUUGCAAAGCACUGCGCCCAGAGAGGUCGCGUUUCGUGGGCAGAAAUUUCAAAAUUGAGAACAGAUUCUAAUGAUCAGACGGUCGUCAUGUCAGUCUGUUGGUAUUGUUUUCGACUCUGGCGCUGGUGUGGAAAGAUUUGUUGUGGAAUUAAACACGAUGGGAAAGUGUGAUAGCAACUCACUGUUGAUGGGAGAGAGUCUAUAAUUACUUGUGCAUCUGCGAGUUAUGGAGUGCAUUUUAUACACGCUAUGCCAGGUUUAAUCAUCAUUCUUUCUUUUAGAAAGCUAUUGAUUGUCGGUAAUACAGAUGCAUUCAAUUUCGAAACAAUUUGAACGGUCUACUGUUGCUCGUUUUAUUUAUUUUAUUUGCAAUAACAUCGAAACAGGGCGAUCCAUGCUGGCGUUUGAAAUUAUUUGUAAAUCCUGAUGUUAUUUUAAUCGGAUUGCAGAAACAGAUCGUUUUACCGACCGAGAACACGUCUGUUCGAAACGCUAUUAAAAUACCAAGACAGUAUUGAAAUGUGGAACGCUUUGUCAAAAUUGAAAAGAUUAAUCCGUCCACGUCCAAUUUACUGCUUCAGCUCAUUCUUCCAUCAUUCAAUGUAUGUGUGUUGUAACGUUUUUCGUUUCCGCCUUGAGAAAAAUCAAGCGGCAGUUAGACCCACUCUAUUGAACAAAGACAAGUAAAAAGACUCUGCGAAUAUAAAGGUGUAACUUUAAAUAACAAAGAACUGGUUAUACUGGUUAUGUUCUUAAAACUCCGUGCAAAGACUAAACUCAUUAAAUGAUGAAAGCGAGAGCGUACUCUUUACUUGUUCAUGCCAUAUAUUUCUGUUAGAUUAGCGCUUCGUCGUGUCUAGAUAAAUUUUUUAGUCAAUAUAUAUCACAUGGUUUUAUGAGACGUUAAUUCUGUAACUAUAUUGAAAAAUUUUUCCCACAGAAUGUUUAGUAAAUAGUAAUUUGUUUUAAAAACAAUCUUUUACGAUACGUUAAUUCUGUAACUAUAUUGAAAAAUUUUUCUUGCAGAAUGUCCAGUAUAUAGUAAUUUGUUCUAAAAGCAAUCUUUUGAAUUAUCAAGUAUUUAAUAAUUAAAUUGUUGCUAUGUAAAUAUAGUUCUUUACGUGUGUA